AUGCCCCCAGCAGUUGGAGGUCCAGUGGGAUACACCCCCCCAGAUGGAGGCUGGGGGUGGGCGGUGGUAUUUGGAGCUUUCAUCUCCAUCGGCUUCUCGUACGCAUUUGCCAAGUCUAUUACUGUGUUCUUCAAAGAAAUUGAAGAAAUAUUCCACGCCACCAGCAGUGAAGUGUCAUGGAUAUCCUCCAUCAUGCUGGCUGUCAUGUAUGGUGCAGGUCCGAUCAGCAGUAUCCUCGUGAAUAAAUAUGGCAGUCGUCCAGUCGUGAUUGUUGGUGGAUGCUUGUCAGGCAGUGGCCUGAUUGCAGCUUCGUUCUCUAACAGUGUUCAGGGGCUUUACUUUUGUAUUGGAGUCAUUGGAGGUCUUGGGCUUGCCUUCAACUUGAAUCCAGCUCUGACCAUGAUUGGCAAGUAUUUCUACAAGAAGCGGCCGUUGGCAAAUGGGCUGGCCAUGGCAGGCAGCCCUGUGUUCCUCUCUACCCUGGCCCCCCUCAAUCAGGCUUUCUUCGGUAUCUUUGGCUGGAGAGGAAGUUUCCUAAUUCUUGGAGGCUUACUACUAAACUGCUGUGUGGCUGGAUCCCUGAUGCGACCAAUAGGGCCGCCCCCAAGCACUGCGAAGAAAUACCAGCCUGCAGAAACCACUCAGGAAGCUGGGAAGUCUGAUGCAAAUACAGAUCUCAUUGGAGGAACCCCCAAAAAGGAGAAAAAGUCAGUAUUGCAAACAAUUAAUCAAUUCCUGGACUUUUCCUUGUUCACUCACAGAGGCUUUUUGAUAUACCUCUCUGGAAACGUGGUCAUGUUUUUUGGACUGUUUGCCCCUUUGGUCUUUCUUAGUAAUUAUGGCAAGAGUAGGCAUUACUCUAAUGAGAAGUCCGCCUUCCUUCUUUCCAUCCUGGCUUUCGUUGACAUGUUUGCCAGACCAUCUAUGGGACUUUUAGCCAACACGAGGUGGAUAAGACCUCGAGUCCAAUAUUUUUUUGCUGCUUCUGUCAUUGCAAAUGGAGUGUGUCACAUGAUAGCACCGCUGACCACCAGCUACGUUGGGCUCUGUAUUUAUGCUGGAGUUUUUGGGUUUGCAUUUGGGUGGCUCAGCUCAGUAUUGUUUGAAACACUGAUGGACCUCGUUGGAUCCCAGAAGUUCUCCAGUGCCGUGGGACUGGUGACCAUUGUGGAGUGCUGUCCUGUCCUCCUCGGGCCACCACUUUUAGGUCGUCUCAAUGACAUUUACGGAGACUACAAAUAUACGUACUGGGCCUGUGGCAUAGUUCUCAUUUUCUCAGGCAUCUAUCUGUUCAUUGGCAUGGGCAUCAAUUAUCGAAUGAAUGACAGAAAAAAAUCGGCGCAGCAGAAAGAGGAAGAGGCCGGUGUAGAGGGUGAGAUGCCAAAAGCAGUUACCAGCAAAGCAGAAUCGCCGGAGCCAAAAAGCACCGAAGAAAGCGCCAAAGAGGAGGAGAGUCCCGUCUGA
Messenger RNA from Pipistrellus nathusii (Nathusius's pipistrelle), 1464 nucleotides. Lineage: Eukaryota; Metazoa; Chordata; Mammalia; Chiroptera; Vespertilionidae. The record is from the annotation of a GenBank genome assembly.